AUCAGAAGCAAUGGGAGGAGUAAUGUCAUAUUUUCGUGGCCUCUUUGGCGCCCGCGAAAUGCGUAUUCUCAUCUUGGGACUUGAUGGAGCCGGUAAAACGACAAUUUUGUAUAGGCUGCAGGUCGGUGAAGUUGUGACCACGAUUCCAACAAUUGGUUUUAACGUGGAACAAGUCGAGUACAAAAAUUUGAAAUUCCAAGUCUGGGAUCUUGGAGGACAAACAUCGAUACGGCCUUAUUGGAGAUGCUAUUAUGCGAAUACUGAUGCAAUCAUUUAUGUUGUGGAUUCUGCUGAUAGAGAUCGAGUUGGAAUCUCUCGUCAAGAACUUGCAACAAUGCUACAAGAGGAUGAACUUCAAGGAGCUGUUUUAGCAGUUUUAGCCAAUAAACAAGAUAUUGCUGGAUGUUUGACUGAAACUGAAGUGUACAAAGCAUUGGGAUUGGAUGCUCUUCGUAAUCGUACCAUUCAAAUUUUCAAGACAUCUGCUUCAAAAGGAGAAGGGCUCGACCCAGCGAUGGAUUGGCUGGCGAAUCAAUUGCAACAGAAAAAGUGAUCAAAUUCACGUGAAUUCGAAGAUUUAUCAUCCAAAAUGAGCCCAGAACAAAUUGUCUAAAAUCUUAAUUUUCUAGAAUUGUAGAUGAUUUCUGGGCACUCGUAAUACAUUUUAAUUCUCCAUAUUUUGUUUAGCUGCAAACACGAGGUGUGUCUUUCUCUCUAUAAUUCUGUGAUUUUUCUUCCUUUUCUUCUAUCCUGUUCUGUUCUUUCUUUCCUUCCUUUUUUGUCUUCAAAAAUCUCGUUUUAUUUAAUUUCUAUCCGCUUAAUGAUUGGUUGUUCUAUUGCCUUAUCCCAAUGUUCUUGAGAUGAUCCGUUUUAUAGUUGUUUUUUUGUAAAAUGUAAAAACGAAUAAUUUAUACCACCAAAAAAUUUGUAAUUGAAUUAUUUAUUUGUAUAAAAAGUGUGAAAGACCUGUAGUUUC
This is a messenger RNA of Caenorhabditis elegans, 976 nucleotides long. RefSeq names its product ADP-ribosylation factor-like protein 1 (gene arl-1). The record is from RefSeq and is marked reviewed. Gene Ontology annotation, cellular component: Golgi apparatus; cytoplasm. Gene Ontology annotation, molecular function: GTP binding; GTPase activity. The coding region runs from base 11 to 553 and encodes 180 amino acids. The transcript has 3 exons. Lineage: Eukaryota; Metazoa; Nematoda; Chromadorea; Rhabditida; Rhabditidae.